AUGCGCCGCGCCGGGUCCACGAGGGCCGCUUCGCCCACCAACACCACCUACUCCGGCAUCUCCAACUACCGCACAGACUCCUACCGCCCACUCCUCGACACUCGUUCGGGCCAGGCUGCAAACGUUGACCCCCGCGCCGUCGCGCGCGUCCAUUUCGCCGAGCUCAGCCAGUAUCUUGCAUCAUACUUGGCCAAAGAGCCCGCCAAUUCCCGAUCCACUGCACGCCAAAAGCUCACUCGUCUCACCCGUCAACAAUUCCAGGAACUCUCGACAGAUGUAUACGAUGAGCUAGUACGGCGUAAGAACAACACUACCGACAACGAAGUCCCCUUCCUUCCCGUCCGAGACGAUUUUCACCCCAAACGCAACCAGGCCCGACAGAAGCUUGCAACUCUUCCCAACGGCCGGUUCAAGGAUCUCUCGAGCGACGUCUACUAUGAACUCGCUCGACGGUAUCCCGAGUUCAAAGAAGAGCUCGAACCCGAACCCCCCAUGUCUGCCGUAUCCCCGGGCUCGACGUACGACGACUACCCCUCCCCCGACUUCCCGCGUAACGGGCGCACGUCUGAAGACCGCGGAAACGACUCCGGCUAUGGUGGCAGCACGCCCGGCGCGUCCACGGCGGACUCCUACUCCCGUCGCAAACCAUCACAAGACAUCCGUACCGGCUCCGACCGCCGACGGCCGUCGCAAGACACUCUCGGACGGCGGCCCAGCGAGUCGACGAGCGUGACGAGCGACGCUCAGAGCGCGACCGCGGGUAUGGGCAUGAUCAUCCCCAACAAGUCCACCAUUGCCGAGGAAGAGAUUGAGGUUCCGUACGGUCGCGAGUCUCAAGGGACGGCGCGCCGGGGGCCCAGCGGCGCGAGCGACUCGGAGCGCGACGACGACAACAGCCCGCGCAGCCCGCCGCAGGGCGGACUCGCGGGCCUCAGUGGACUCAGCGCACGGCUGCAGCAGGCAGACGAUGACGAGGUGGGGCGAAGGAGCGGGGACGACUACUACGAUCGCGGCGCGUACAGCCGCCAAAGCCAGGCGUCGGACCGGUCGGGCGUCGGGUCUCGGUUGGCUGGAGGCAGGACGAGCGUGGCUGGCGACGACGACCGACUGCGGAGGGAAUAUGAGCUCAAGAUCGCGACGAUGCAAACCAAGAUUAAUGGCCUCGAGCGGGAUCUCGAGGACAUGCAGGAGCGGGAGCAACGGUGGGCCGAGGGCGACAACCGGGUUCGAGCGUUGGAGCAGGAACUCUCUGAUCUACGCAGGCGUGCGGAGGAGAAGGCUUCGUCCAUGCUGUCGCUACAGCAGGAGCUCGAAACGCUCAAAGAGGAACGCGCGCGGGAGCGGGACAUCGCGGAGCGACGACAACGCCAAGAUCGCGAGGAGAUGGAGGACCUGCGCGAGCGGUACGAGAUGCUAGAGUCGAGCGGAGGUGGCGGCAGCGUUGAUUCCGCAAUCCUGGACCAACUGCGUUCCGAUAUGGAGGGCCUUAUGGUCGAGCUGUCCGAUUUGUCGCGGCGCAACGACGAGUUGCUGUUGGCUAAAGACGGCGAUAUUACUCUCAUCAGGGACCUAGAGAUGCAGGUGAAGGAGUACAAACGCAAGUACGAGCAGGCGAAGACGGAGCUUCGCAGUGCUAAAGCGACAUCGCAGCUGUUCACGCAGGCACCGAAGCUGGAUGACCAGCUGCCCGUCUCGCGCGAGGGCGGCCUGGUCGACAUCCACGUCACUGCCUUCGUCUCCUCCAUCGACAGCCUGUUGACCGCGGGUCGCUCGAACGCGCCGACGCGCGUCCUGCAGCCGAUGAAGGCGGUGGUCAACGCCGCCUCAGCGAUCAGCGAUGACGUGCGCGCGUUCGAGCGCCGUCCGCAACGCGACCGCGCGGAGGUGGACCUCGAGGCGCUCCAAUCACUCCGCGAACGCUUGGACGCGACGCUCAGCAACCUCGUACAGGCCGUGAAGACGCACGCUACGAGCUCCGGUAUGGCUCCUGUAUCGCUGCUCGACGCCGCCGCCAGUCACGUGUCGGGCACGGUGACGGAGAUCGGGAAGACGAUCCACAUACGCAAGGCGACGCGCGCAGAACAGGACGCGUUCGCGCCGUCGGUCACGGCGGCGUCCGCGUCGAACGGCAACGGGUACACCCCGAGUCUGCGCGCGGUGGAGGAACUUCGUGGGACCCAUCAGCGCUCGGGGAGCAGCGCGAGCUCGCGUGGGGGAGACGACAACGUGCGCGGGUCGCCCACGUCGUCACCCAAGGUCACGCCGCGCCGGCCGCCGUCGAACAUGUCGAACCCGAGCUCGCCCCCGCCUCCGGCACCUGAGAAGAGCAGGCCGAAUGGGAUGAAGGCGGAGAUUCCGGUGGCGGGAGGAGAGGGUCCCGAAGACGCCUGGGCUGAGCUCAAGCCGUAUCUCGAAGCCCAGACGGAGGCGAUCGUGUACGCGAUCCAGAGCGUGCUCUCGGGCGUGCGGAGCCCGACGCCGUCGCCGAACCUGAACGAGAACCUGACGCAGAUCAUCACGAUCGUGUCGAGCAUCGUCGCGGUCUGCAAGGACAACUUCCCGCCCGGCUCGCGGGCACAGGGCGAGGAGGUCCUCCGCGAGCUCGGCGAGCACGCGAACACGCUGAGCGAGGUGCAGGCGCAGGCGGACAUCACGAAGGAGUCCCGGCAGGUGAUGGCCAAGUCGAGCUUCGCGGUCGCGAACGCGAUGAAGGGCCUCAUGAAGCUCUAG
Messenger RNA from Epithele typhae, 2730 nucleotides. RefSeq lists its product as uncharacterized. Gene Ontology annotation, cellular component: cell cortex of growing cell tip; actomyosin contractile ring. Gene Ontology annotation, molecular function: MAP kinase scaffold activity. Lineage: Eukaryota; Fungi; Basidiomycota; Agaricomycetes; Polyporales; Epitheliaceae. The coding region runs from base 1 to 2730 and encodes 909 amino acids. The transcript is spliced from 8 exons. The record is from RefSeq and is a predicted model, not a curated record.